AUGACAUCCGUGGCACCACAGAGAGUUUCUUCGUUUGCAUCUAAGGCUGCCGUCGCAGCCACGGGCCAUAAUAACACUAACAGAGCUUUGACUGGCUCUCAAAGACAGAUAGAUCGUGUGGUGGAAAGUGUGGCCAACGCUAAUAAAAGGCUCUCCCAGACAUCUACUACAUCCAACAGCAAACGAAAAGCUGAAAAUAGAAUCGGCCCCUGGAAACUGGGCCGGACGUUAGGAAGAGGCUCUACCGGGAGAGUCAGGUUGGCUAAGCACUGUGUUACCGGUCAACUAUCUGCUGUCAAGAUUGUCCCCAAGGCCGCUCCGGGUACAGUCACGCACUACAAAAAUGGAAAGGGUCCCAAGAUUGACGCAAACGGUUUACCGUACGGCAUAGAAAGGGAGAUAAUUAUCAUGAAGCUUAUUUCGCACCCGAAUAUCAUGGCCCUCUAUGACGUUUGGGAGAAUGACAACGAGCUUUAUUUGGUUUUGGAGUAUGUGGAGGGAGGUGAAUUGUUCGAUUUCUUGAUUAAUCACGGCCGCCUCACGGAACAAGAGGCUGUGGGGUAUUUCAAGCAAAUCAUUAAAGCAGUUGAGUACUGUCACAAGUUUGAUAUUUGUCAUCGUGAUUUGAAGCCAGAAAAUAUACUACUGGACAAGAAUCAUAACAUCAAGAUUGCUGAUUUCGGUAUGGCUGCUCUAGAGACCAAACAUAAGCUGCUUGAGACAUCGUGCGGAUCUCCACAUUAUGCUUCUCCGGAAAUUGUUGCCGGAAGAACAUAUCAUGGAUCUCCAAGUGACGUGUGGUCAUGUGGAAUCAUCUUCUUUGCAUUGCUGACUGGUCAUCUACCUUUCGACGACUCUAACAUUCGCAAGUUACUGCUGAAAGUUCAGACUGGGAAGUUUCAUAUGCCAGUCAAUUUGAGCAGCGAAGCCAAGGAUCUGAUUUGGUCCAUGUUAAGGGUCGACCCGCGCGAUAGGAUAUCAAUCCAUGACAUUUUGAAUCAUCCUUUGCUCAAAAAGUAUCCAGAGACAGACGACGAGAUCCACAUAGCCCAGGAGGCUGAUCUCAAAAUGACAAAACCUAUACAUAAUAUUGACCCCGACAUAUUGCAUAACCUCCAAACCUUGUGGCAUGGUAUUCCAAUCAAUGAGCUUGUCAGAAAUCUACAAAGCGAGGAUCAGAAUUCCGAAAAGAUGUUUUACUACUUGCUGGAAAAGUAUAAGGAAUGUCAUGCUCAAGAUUCUGAGGAAGAGCAAACACACUCAAGAACGCGAAAGCGUCCACCAUCCCCUGCAAAGUCUGCAAAGCUAGGAAUCCCUAAAUCGACCAGUGUUCGUACCAUCAUCCAAGACGAGCAUGGUGAGGUACUGAAGAUGUCCACGAGGGAACUUCCUUCAACGGCCAACAAAGCACUCCCUAGAAGACCAACAAAGUCCAGUAGUGCCAACAAGACUAAAGCUCCCGCGAUGAUAGUCUCUUCUUCAUCUCGAAAAUCCGUUUCUUUCCGCAGAUAUAACAGUCAGAAGUCGCUCAAAGAUCAAUCUAAGCCAUCUCGCUCGAACUCGCUUGCCAAAUCAAAGAAACUGACAGUCAAUCCGAAAGAUCUGCCCAAAUUACCAGAGGUCGACCUCAGUGACUUUACAUAUUUGGUUGACGCCGUUUUCACAGAGGAUAAGUUUGACGUCGACCUAAAAUUUGAGAUAUUCGAAGAUAAAACAGACCUUAUUUCAGAGGCCAAAGAUUCCCUGAAUGGUUCUCCUCGGAAAUCAGACGUUAGGGAGAGCUUCAGUGAAAAGAAUACAGUGAGGGAGAGGAACAUGCAUUCUCUCGACCCCAAGAGAAGAAAUACUCCAUUAAAAGAUUCAAACUCGGCUUCUAUUCGCAAGACAAGCGAUGUCUUGCAGAAAUUUGGGGUGCGUAUGAGCAGACUUGAUGAUCUCGAUUUCAAAGAGAACAAGGGGGAUACGAGCUUCCCAAAGGCCCCAUUGAGAAAAUCAUCGAUUGGUAACUCGCACUCGUCAAUUAGGAAUCUUUCUUCUUAUUUGGAUCCACAAAAUGAUAUUAGUCUGAAUGACUACAACAAGCGCAGUAAACAAGAGAAACCGCCAUCAAGAAAACUGCCACCGCAACUCGCAACAGCGAAGACAUUAACUCAUAAAGCCGAUGUGUCUGUUGACGAAUCGUUAAUUUCAUACGAUAAUUCGUACAGUCUACAUUCAGCGAUACAGAUUCCCAUUCUAACUCCCCAAGAAGAACAAUUCAAGAUACCGCCCCUGGAUCAGGAUAAAUUCGCUGACGCAGACUCUGAGCAGAAUGCAAAGUUUGUUUCCUCGCAGUCGAAUCGUUCCAUCAUCAAAACCCAUCGCAAGGUCGAAUCAGCUACUUCUCAGGACUCUCAGCUGAACAAGUUUGUCCAACAGCCGUUCCCAACGAUCCGAUGCUCUUUGCUGGCUAAUUCUAACUAUGACAUGCCUCCUGAGGAGGCUCAUCAAAGAAAGCGGAUGACUCUCACUCCCGAAAAGACGAAGAAGAUUGAGACUGUGGUUGAAGAGCCUACGAGGGUUUCCGUUUUUGCCGAUCCUGAGGUGGAGCAGCCACUCGUUGUGAGGGACGAGACAACCAUUUUCGACGACGAAAUCACAGAAAAACGAAGGUCUUCACGCCCACAUCCUAUCGAUUUGGCUAGAACCAGAGAAAGAAGAGCUGCGGGAUCACAGGUUAAAGCUAGAAUUUCUUCUCUUAUAUCAAAAAGAGACUCCGCGCCCAUUUUCCAGAUUGAGAAUUCCCCUAUGGACCCUGAUUUCAAAGAAAGGGAGCUAAGGGAACGCCAGGCCCAGACAGUUUCUACGAGUCCUCAGAAACGGCCAAAUUGGUUCAAACGACUACUAGGUACGAUCGAGAAGCAGGUCGAUAGCCCGCAUGUGAGAAGACGGGCUACGAAAUUCAAGAGCACCCAAUUCUGGAAAAAACAGCACAUCAUUGAGACAGACGUUCUUUCUUGUGAGCAGGUUAUUGAGGGUUUGUGCUUGAAGCUGGAUCACCAAAACUCGAUAAAGCUUCGGCCGGGUCGAACAUCAACCACGUUGAACGUGGAGUACGUGGGAGAUUCUCGUAAAAAUAGCCUCAAUGUGACUGUGGAGACAGAAAGACAAGAUGGCUACGAAUACGGUUUCUCAGGGUGUGUUGUCAGACUGAUGAAGAACUCGGGAUCCACGAAAAUGUUUAAGCUUUCGGCUUCGAUGGUGGAGCAGAUUAUACGCGACCUGGAGUUGACUAUAUAA
Messenger RNA from Ogataea angusta, 3279 nucleotides. RefSeq lists its product as uncharacterized. Gene Ontology annotation, biological process: intracellular signal transduction; protein phosphorylation. Bases 1 to 3279 code for a protein of 1092 amino acids. Gene Ontology annotation, molecular function: ATP binding; protein serine/threonine kinase activity. Gene Ontology annotation, cellular component: cytoplasm. The transcript has a single exon. Lineage: Eukaryota; Fungi; Ascomycota; Pichiomycetes; Pichiales; Pichiaceae. The record is from RefSeq and is a predicted model, not a curated record.